Molecule: messenger RNA, 2001 nt
Organism: Bufo gargarizans (Asiatic toad)
Lineage: Eukaryota; Metazoa; Chordata; Amphibia; Anura; Bufonidae
Gene: ADPGK
Product: ADP dependent glucokinase
Exons: 7
Coding region: 269-1744 (491 amino acids)
Biological process (GO): glucose metabolic process
Cellular component (GO): endoplasmic reticulum
Molecular function (GO): ADP-specific glucokinase activity
Source: RefSeq, a predicted model, not a curated record
CACAAGUUACGCUGCGCUGUAGCCGGGGUGGUCGGAAGUGAAAGUAGCGGCGAUCCAGGCUGGAUGAGCCGUCAUUCAUUCAUUGCCUGUCUCUGGCCACUGUGAUUGGGUUAUUGAUUUGGGGGCAGCAGAGACAUGGCAGUAAGCGGCUGAUGUGAUCGCUGCAGCUGGAUGGACACAGGGUUACUCUGCUUCUAGUGUGUGCUCUGCCCUCCGGUAACCCCCUCCCCAUUCAUUACAUAGAUCGCUCAUUUCAUACCUGAACACAAUGUGGGCCAGAACCCUGUGUGUGGGCCUGCUGGCCUUCACUGUGGGUCUGAUCCAUCAUCUCCAGCCUGACCUGUCUGAGGCUGCCCUGGAAUACCUCUCCUCCUCCCUGCAGAGUCUUUCCACCUGGGAGACCUCUUCAAGUCCAUCAUUUGAAGAAGCCCUGUCUGCUGCCUGGGACCAAGUCAUCACUGCCCCCACCAGACACUGGGGGAAGGUAGCAGUGGGAGUGAAUGCAUGUGUUGACGUGGUACUUUCAGGGGUGAGCCUGCUGCAAGCUCUAGGACUGCACCCCCAGUCUGGCGGAGAUCACUCAGUCCUCACCUCUCAAGAGGAGCUAGCGGCUACAUUCCUGCACUACAUGCAGCAGGGAGCAGCGGCUGAACGCUUCUAUAGUGAUGCAGACAGCUUCCAGCACAUCUCCCAUACUGCCUCACAGAACCCAGAUGCCAAGCAUUUUGUUGGUGGAAAUGCUGCUCUUAUCGCUCAAAGAUUGGCUGGCCACCCAGAUAUGGAGGUUCUUCUUUGUGGCCCAGUAGGCCCUAAACUUCAUGAACUGCUAGAUGACCGUAUUUUGGUACCUCCAGCCUCAUUACAAGAGCAGGAUGAAUAUCAUCUGAUCUUGGAAUACAAAGCAGGAGAGCAGUGGGGCUCGGGACGUGCUCCAGCCGCCAGUCGGUUCAUUUUUUCCCAUGACUUGUCCAAUGGUGCCAUGACAUCAUUGGAGGUUUUACUUUCAAGCCUAGAGGACUUCCAGCCCAAAUUAUUGGUUCUCUCUGGAUUGCACAUGAUGGAAGGAUUAAGUCAGGAGAAAAGAGCCAGUCGUUUACAUGAGGCUGCCAGUGCUUUGUCAGAUGUUCCUUCAGAUAUCCUUAUUCAUUUGGAGUUGGCAAGUAUGACAGAUGGAGACCUGAUGAGAGGAAUCAUCUACCAGCAGGUCCUCCCUCUGGUAAGUUCUCUUGGACUCAAUGAACAAGAGCUCCUGUUUCUGACCCAGUCAGCAGAUGGGCCUCAUUCCACCUUGUCUGCCUGGUCCGGAGUUCCAGAUGUCGGAAUAGUGAGUGACAUUUUGUUUUGGAUGCUUCAUGGUUCUGGUAGUGAAGGCUCUAGUCUUACCAGAGUCCACUUUCACACACUGGCCUAUCAUAUUAUUGCCACUAUUGAUGGCUUUUGGGGAAACCAGGUUUCAGCAGUAGCUGCAGGUGCCCGGGUUGCUGGAGCUCAGGCGUGUGCCAGUCAAACAAUUGACCCUUCAAGAGUAAUGCUUAAAAGCCCAUUGGAGUUUAUGACAUCGCGAACAGAGACUGGUUUUAUAGCUAGGGUUACUGCUAAGGAACCAGUAGCAGUGUGGAGUAAAGGAGGAGUGACCUUCCAUUUUACACCUGUCCUGAUCUGCAAGGAUCCAGCUCGGACAGUAGGGUUGGGAGAUGCUAUAUCAGCAGAGGGACUCUUGUUUUCGGAGUCCAAAACCCAGUAAGGAAACAACUCUGCACUACAGGAACACAGGCGACAUCUGGUGCUGUCAACACAACUGCGACUGUUCCUAUUUAUAGGGGUCAGAAAAUCCAAAUCCUUUAUAUGCUAGUACGUUACAGAAAUGUUACAAAUGUUACACAUUAAAUAAGUAAUUUAUUCACUAUGUAAAUCGUUUUGCAUCCCAAACCUUAAAGGGAACCGGUCACCUGGAUUUUGGGUAUAGAGCUGAGGACAUGGGUUGCUAGAUGGCCGCUUGCA